Molecule: messenger RNA, 1329 nt
Organism: Rhineura floridana
Lineage: Eukaryota; Metazoa; Chordata; Lepidosauria; Squamata; Rhineuridae
Gene: SACK1A
Product: family with sequence similarity 83 member A
Exons: 4
Biological process (GO): epidermal growth factor receptor signaling pathway
Source: RefSeq, a predicted model, not a curated record
AUGAACAGAUCAAGACACAUGGGCAAGAUCCGGAGGCGACUGGAGGACAUCAAUAACUGGUCCUUCCGACUGGCCAAACUGGAUUUCAGUAACAACAAAAGCGUGCGGCUGGCCACAAACGCCCUCUUAGAUGGCGGGCUCCAGUCCUACCUCAAGGCCUUGGAUGAAGAGGGGGAAGUGGAUUUCCUGUCCACAGAGGAAGCUCAAUACAUCAAGAGGAAUGCACAGGAAUCUUACUACGCUAGCGACAUGCAUGUUGAUGGCGAAGGUGGCCCAAGUCAGAAUAAUGAUGCCAGGUGCCUCCAGUCAGGAACGUACUUCCCUCUCAUCUCUGAGGACAGCAAGCCAGCCCUUCUUCACACAUGGAGCGCGUCAGAGAAGGCCUACCUAAGUGAGUAGUCAAAUGCCACCGUGUAUUUCCAAACAGAGAAGAACAGCAAUAUCCGGACCCUCAUUCGCCACUGCAUCAGCAAGACCAGUCAGGUACUUGCCAUACUGAUGGAUGUGUUCACAGAUGCUGAGAUAUUCUGUGAUGUCUUAGAAGCCGCAAACAAGCAGAGGGUGUUUGUCUACCUGCUGCUGGACCACAGUCACCUGAAGCUCUUCACUGAGAUGUGUGACAAGCUGCAUGUUGCAGAGGGUCAUUUCAAGAAUAUUUCUGUGCGGAGCGUUACUGGGGAGGUUUACUGUGCCAAAUCAGGCCGGAAAUUCUCAGGACAAAUCCAGGAAAAAUUCAUCAUCUCAGACUGGAGAUACGUUCUGUCUGGAUCGUACAGCUUCACGUGGUUGUGUGGCCAAGUCCACCGGAACAUUCUCACCAAGUUCACAGGCCAAGUGGUCGAGCUCUUUGACAAAGAGUUCCGGCACCUCUAUGCCAUGUCCAAGCCCGUAGGAGGCUUGAAGCCUCCAUCGUACAUGUCACUCUUCUGGCACAACAAGAGCACCGCAGUGACCCAAGGCAGCCUCACCAGCAGCAGCAACCAGGGCAGCAUUCACACCCCAUCGGACCCAUUCAGCUCCCUGUCAAACAACAGUGGCUCGCCAAGCAGGCAACUUCCAAAGGCUCCCAUUUAUAGCAACCACCCAAUGUUGACAUCACCUCUCAAAAGAAUCCACAUUUUCCACGGUUACACCACAUACAUGACAACCCCACCACCAAAUGGCAUCCAGGUCAACUACUACCAGAGACAGUACGUCACUGACUCACCGGCGGUCCAUUACAACAACAUUAACAUUUACAGGCCUAGGACAAUUCGGCAAGAGGAUGUCAACAGGACACGAAUGGAUCCCAUCUGGAGGUGUCUUCACAAAGCCAACCUGAUUGGAUGA